UCUGGUCAAAGGUCCUCUCCAGUACUAAGACUGUGACCAGGAAGGAGUUAACCAGAGGCCAGGCUCUGGGUCAGGAAGGCGAGGGUUAACCUGGGGGGUGGAGGCUGUCUCGGCUUUUCCUGUGGAGAAUGAGGUUUGGCGGACACCAAAGUUACUUCCAGUCCCUGUUGUCCGUCCUGCCCUCGGUCUGGCCCUGCCCAGGGACCCCUGCAUUCGUCCUUCCUACACAGAGGUCCCAGGGAGCCCCAACCAAUUGCUCUUGGCUCCUCAACUAGCUGCCUACCUUCAGUGGCGUAUGGGGUAUUGUCCUACCCAGCUCUCCUAAGAUGCUUCUGGCCUCUCCUUCCACCCCGUCCAGAGGACGGACCCCCAGCGCAGUGGAGCGCCUGGAGGCCGACAAAGCCAAAUAUGUCAAGACUCACCAAGUGAUAGCGCGACGCCAGGAGCCAGCUCUCCGCGGGGGACCUGGGCCACUCACCCCGCACACCUGCAACGAGCUGGGGCCCCCCGCAUCACCCAGGACACCCAGACCCACCCGCCGGAGCAGUGGCAGGCGGCUACCAAGGCCUGACUCCCUCAUAUUCUACCGCCAGAAGCGGGACUGCAAGGUUUUGGUGAACAAAGAGAACGCCAAGGGCCAGGGACUGGUGCGGCGCCUCUUCCUGGGCGCCCCCCGAGACGCCGCCUCGAGCAGCCCUGGACCAACGGAGCGACCCGCGACUCCUGGGAGUUGGGCUGCACCCCAAGAUGCCCCGGAAGGGGUGGGAAAGCGGGCGCUGUGUCCCACGUGCUCGCUGCCCCUGUCGGAGAAGGAGCGCUUUUUCAACUACUGCGGCCUGGAGCGAGCGCUAGUAGAGGUGCUGGGCGCCGAGCGCUUCUCCCCGCAGAGCUGGGGCGCCGACGCCAGCCCCCAGCCCGGGACGUCGCCGCCUCCUGGCUCCGAGGACGCUAGUGACUGGACGCCCAGCGACGGCGGCGCGGAUCGCGCGGACGCUGCGGGCGGCGGCGGUUCCGCAGCCGCGGGCUCUGCGCGGGACGGGCGCCCCCCGGUGUCCGUGGUGGAGCGCAACGCGCGCGUCAUCCAGUGGUUGUACGGCUGCCAGCGCGCCCGCGGCUCGCCGCGCGAGUCCGAGGUGUGACUGCGGCGGCCCGGGAGCUGGCUCCCAGAGAAUCAGGGGUCCUGACAGGGGCAAGAAGCGAGCGCGGGGCUGGACCUGAGCACGGGCAAGGGCGCCCUGUCUCUGAAGCGCCGGGUGUGUUAGAAAGCCCUUCCUUUUGAAUCUCUGUUUCCCCACGUGAACCUUGGAAAGGUGGGACAAAAUUAUCUCGAGGUCUUUCCCAGCACAGGCAGUGGAAAGGGAGGGGGCGGCCUCUGCGCCCCUGUGGAGACCAGGUCUGGGGAGUGAAGACAGGUGGGAGAAAAGAGAAUCUGCUGAAUAAUAAAAGAAAACGUUAUGUAAAGGAGUCACGAGGUUGGAUUAGAGAGCAGACCGAUGGGGAAGGGAGCGAAGCGAGUUUGCGUUUAGCGCAUAGGUUUCGGAGUGUGGGUUCCAGGCUAACUCUGUGACCCUGGACAAGCUCUAACCUCCCAGGAGCGCAGCUGCAUCCCUUGUGCAUAAAAGUAUUUUCGAUGUGGUCAUAAAGCACAUAACAAAAUGGUCGGUUUACAGAAAGUACUCAUUAAAUAGUAGCUGUUAUGACCACUAUGGAAUUAGUAUUAACACUGUUAUGGCCAUUCUGGGGAGGGGAUGUGCUCCAGAAAUCUGGGGUCCACCUCACCUAUCCGGAAAAGGCCCCCUUUCCUGGAGCUUUGCUGUCCAACUUUGGUUAUGAAAGGGUGGAUGUGGAGGAUUCAGAAUUGAGGACAAUAAGGGAAGGAACCCUUCAAACUAGGAUUUUGCCACCUGCAGCCUCACAUCCUGCCACUAUCUUCCUUUCCCUCAAAGACACACAAGGUCACCUGUUUUCCUCACAUGUUCACACCUCUUAAGUCUUGUCAUUGUCCUCUCCCUUUGCCUGGAUUACCCUCCCCUUUCUCUCCACUCAUCCUUCUAAGAUUACGUAUAUUCGUUCCCCCUCAGGAAUUCCUGAAGUCCCCAGUCGGCCUCAUCAAUUCCGAGCUUCCAAAUACAGCCUUAUUUUUGUGCCUCGA
Manis javanica (Malayan pangolin) is the source of this 2152-nucleotide messenger RNA. RefSeq names its product family with sequence similarity 110 member D (gene FAM110D). The record is from RefSeq and is a predicted model, not a curated record. Lineage: Eukaryota; Metazoa; Chordata; Mammalia; Pholidota; Manidae.